AACUAACACCUUGAGUAUAACAAUUUCUCAUGUUGAUAAUAAUUCCACCAUGAGCGUGUCUCGUGUGCGGCAAUUAGCCUAUAAAUCAGCCUCAUCUCACAUCAAGUCUUGCCCGAGACUUUAUGCACGACCUGUAACACAAUGGCGUUCUCAUAGUAACUACAACCACUUUGUUGGUCGCACCAAGCUUGCCUCCACAGACCCAAAUGCUGAUUUCCUUCCUUUUAUGUGUAAGGAAGUGAAGCCUUUCACUCUGGCUAUCAAGGAUAAUAUCGCAACCUCUGACUUCCCAACACAAUGCGCCUCAACCAUUCUCUCUUCUCACUCCUCACCCUUCGAAGCUACUGUGGUUCGUCAACUGCGCAAACGCGGAGCAACGGUGGUUGGAAAGACCAACAUGGAUGAAUUCGGUAUGGGCUCUCAUUCGACAAACUCAGUGAAUGGCGCAGUGAGGAAUCCCCUGGCCAAGAAUGACGAAGUGUCAGCCGGCGGAAGCUCAGGUGGAAGCGCCGUUGCAGUACGACUGGGAGAUGCCGAUAUUGCCCUAGGAACAGAUACAGGAGGUUCAAUUCGACUACCUGCGGCAUAUACUGGAAUAGUUGGCUACAAGCCUAGUUAUGGCAUGAUUUCUCGGUUUGGCGUGGUUCCAUAUGCAAACUCUCUGGAUACAGUCGGCUUCUUGUCCAAGGAUGUCAAGCCGAUACACAACCUCAUCUUCGAGACUGGCAUGCACAACGAACAUGACUCUGGGGAUCCAACAUCACUACCUGCCGCAUCUCGAAAACGAUGUGCUUCAACAAUACCAUCCACUCUUCCCGAACUAUCAAGAUUAAAUAUCGGCAUUCCUCUCGAAUACAAUAUUGACGAGCUUGACCCUUCUAUCCGCGCCGCUUGGGUUUCUGCUGCCUCUGCUCUGAAGGCUCAAGGCGCGACUCUAGUUCCUAUCUCUCUACCCUCCACAAAAGAAGCCCUGUGUGCUUACUAUGUCCUUGCUCCUGCGGAGGCCUCGUCGAAUCUUGCCAAGUACGACGGUGUUCGCUACGGAAAGCGUGGUGAAGGUGGUGAUGCAGUGGGCGAGACUCUCUACUCUGAUGCCCGUGGUGAGGGCUUUGGUGAAGAGGUCAAGCGACGAAUUCUCCUUGGCACAUACAGUCUCAGUUCUGAGGCAAUAGACAACUACUUCAUUCAAGCCCAAAAGGUCCGACGGAUGGUCCAGAAGGAUUUUGAUCGAGUAUUCCGGCUUGAUAACCCCCUUUAUGAGCCCGCGCAGUUUGACUUGAGUGACAUGGCCGAGGCCACCGGCAUGGAGGACAAGACUGGCCCUGUUCAAGUGGACUUCAUCCUCUCUCCUACAGCGCCAACAUUCCCUCCAAGACUGGAAGACCUCAAGCAGCAGAGCAGUGUAGACGUUUACAUGAACGAUGUCUUUACGGUUCCAGCAAGUUUGGCAGGCUUACCAGCUGUGAGUGUCCCAGCUAAGGUGGAGGGAAGUCAGUUCCCAGCAGGAUUGCAGGUCAUCGGACAAUACUGGGACGACCAGAGGGUGCUUCAACUGGCAGAAAAGUUAAAAUCCCUGGCGGCAUGAUUGUAGAUAUAUUACAAGCGAUGAUUUUAUGAUAUUAUUGUACAUUAGAACAACUAGACGACAGCAGUAUCUUGAGCAUAUCUGAGUGGUUCGCCUGUUCCCCCAUCAAACUUCCUGUUUUGCAUUGAAUGGGUAUCAUGAAUGCGUAUCCGGCUAGCUGUAUAUUUGCCGCGGUCCAGUUUGAGUGAUUCAAGUGCCCUAUACAAGUAGGUGAAGGGUCUGAUAAGCAUGCAAGAGCCCUAGCUCUGCCAUUCUCGACUUUCGAAUGGCACCCUAUCAGCUUAAUAUGGCACGGUCUCUGUUCGUCUUGCGUCGUUACCAUAGACAUUCAACACCUGUAGAUGUUGUCGUAGAUGAGGCAGUUUCCACAUAUCGAGCUAAGCAUGCCGUAUUGAUAAACUAGGCAGAAGCUUUUUCGUUCGCUCGCCCUAACGGUGCUAUCCAUAAUCUCUUGAAGCGACAGGAGAGUAGAACCACGACGUCUGGCUUUUAGUAAUGAUUUAUGGUGUUUUGCGAGUCAACUCUUUUGGUUGCUGUGCGGGGACAGUCCAUCUGAUCAAGGUGAGCGACUUCGACUUCGACUUCGACUGCGGCCUCGACUCUGACUUCUCCUCUCAUCACGAUCAACUUCCAUAUCAUCUCUAUCGGAAAUCUCUCCAGAUUCUUCUCUUGUUCCAUUCUCUUCCUCUGCUUCGUCCUCUUCCUCGAGAAGAUCCUCAAGAUCACCAAGGGGACUAACCCUUGGCUCGAGAAUUUCCAAAUCUUCCAAAACCUCUCGCUUUGGCAUCUUCCAAAGACUUGUACCGCAUACUCGCUCCUUUGUCAACAGCUCGUCCACAAAUUCGUCCAUGAAUGUCAACACCACGCCCGCCCUUCCUCUCCGUCGAAGUUUGCGCCUAUCCUCGAGGAACGGCUCCAGCAUCUCGUACACAUCCUUCGCUUGUCUUGUGAGUCGGAAGUAGAAGCACGCAAGCGCGCGCAGGUAUUUAAAAGCCUCUCCGCCAUAUUUCAAGUACUCCAUGAGCACUGCAUCGCUGGGCGAAAGUUCAAGCAGCUUGAAGGCAAGACACAGGAAUGGACUGGGUUUUUGUGUGACACCGUACGUUCCACCAAUGAAAUUGACAUGCUCGACGACGCGAUCGACAAUAUCCGCUUCGUUGAGCGCAAAGCAUUGCUCUUUGUAAAAGUACGAGUCGACGAUGCGAUCCUUGACGGCCUUUUCCAUAAUAGUCGCGGGAUUGAGGCCGUUUGGCGCGACCGAUACGUUAGAGCCACGCUCAUCGAGGAAGCGACGCGCAUCGGCGUGAACUGUAUCUUUGUUUCUGCUCAUUGUGUGUGAUCGUGGUUUAGAAAGUUGUCGAUUGUCAAGGUUGGAGAUGG
This is a messenger RNA of Fusarium odoratissimum NRRL 54006, 2965 nucleotides long. Its product is annotated as aspartyl-tRNA(Asn)/glutamyl-tRNA (Gln) amidotransferase subunit A. The transcript is spliced from 2 exons. Gene Ontology annotation, biological process: mitochondrial translation; glutaminyl-tRNAGln biosynthesis via transamidation. Lineage: Eukaryota; Fungi; Ascomycota; Sordariomycetes; Hypocreales; Nectriaceae. Gene Ontology annotation, cellular component: mitochondrion; glutamyl-tRNA(Gln) amidotransferase complex. Bases 50 to 1585 code for a protein of 511 amino acids. Gene Ontology annotation, molecular function: glutaminyl-tRNA synthase (glutamine-hydrolyzing) activity. The record is from RefSeq and is a predicted model, not a curated record.